Saccostrea echinata is the source of this 8009-nucleotide messenger RNA. RefSeq lists its product as uncharacterized. Lineage: Eukaryota; Metazoa; Mollusca; Bivalvia; Ostreida; Ostreidae. The transcript has 4 exons. Bases 57 to 7784 code for a protein of 2575 amino acids. The record is from RefSeq and is a predicted model, not a curated record.
AGGUAUGCGGUGUUAGUGUAAGGAUUUAGGCACACUCCUCUUUCGCUCUUAACAAUAUGAAGUUUCGGAUUACCUUAAUCUUUUCUUUAGGAUGUCUAUUUUCAUGUUUGUUUAUAGCGUCAUGUGAAGAAGGAUUCUCACAGGUUUCCGUGUACGGACGCGAGAGGAGGGACACCCGCAGACGACAAGUGGACAGCAAUGAAAGCGACGACAGGGAUGAUGACGACGACGAUCAUAGAAGAAAAGAAUACUCACGCCGCUUAGCUCUUCAAAAAGUUCUUAGAAAGUUACGAAGGCUACCUCUGUCCAGACGCCAGCUUGUAAAGCUUGUGAGUCGACUUCGCAAGCAUAAAAAAUCAAACAAACCUAUAACGAUGACUGUCAUUCGUGACAUAAUGAAAGACGUGGUCGGAAAGAAAAGUAAAAACCGCGAUGUUGUAUCCAAAGCAAAACAAUCUGCAACACCCAUGACAACUACAGUACAUAAGGUCGAAAAGAAAACAGAUAAAAACAUUCCUUCCAUAACUGACGGUCAGCUAGUGUCAGUUAAAAAAGCACCAAAGAAACCCGAAGUCGCGAAAGAACCCCAGCAAAAAGAACCUCCCAAAAAAGAUAUUCCUGUGGUAUACCAACCACCUGUUGUGAAAGUUGAAAAAAUAACUCCUCCUAAAAUAAGUACACCUUACAUACCUCCUCCAAAACCAGUGCAACCAGUGGUCAAGGUGAAGAAAAUACAACCUCAACCUCCAGCUGCAACAGAAGUAAAAAGUGACGUACAAGUUAUCCCUACGGCAAAUGGAAACGAUGUAGCUGUCGACACUAGAUUUACUCCAGAAUUGAAACUGAAUAUAAAUAAUAUUCCAGUCAAAUUAAGAACACAGGCACUUUUCCAAAGAUUAAAAAUUCUUCGGCAGCGCUUACACAAUUUCAAAAAGCUUCGAGACAGACAAAAUAUUGUGAGAACAAACAAAAAAGAAAUUGUUAAAACCUCUUUAUCUGGUCUAGGAUCACCAUCUACUUCGAGUGUUGCAAGCGCGCAAACAAAAACUGCUGUGAAAGCAGUUGCCUAUGCUUCAGAUAUCGAAAAACCAUUCAGCCUUUCUUCACCAGGUCUUAAACAAUCUUCAGUAGUAACAGUAGCACAUGCUUCAGUUAAACCUACAAAACCAGUAGGUCUUUCUUCACCAAAACUUACUCAACAUGUCCAUUCUAUCAAUACAGACAAAACGGAAAGUGUUCUUCAAACACAGAAUUAUGACACUGCACCGGUCAAUACAGGAAUUUCAAAUUUGUCACCACCUUCCUCUUCUGCUUUAGUUCCAUCCGUUGAAAUGACACAAGAUGAAUCUAGUCGUGUGAAAAAGAUCAUCAUGGUGAUUCAGCGUCUUGCCUCUAGGUCUGGAAGUAAAAAGUUACAAGUAUCAUCGAAAGCAAAAGACCUUCUAAUUAAAUGGGUCAGGAGAUAUAAAAAUGCUAUGAAAGCAAAACAAGUGCAACCACAUGUGGAAACUAGAGUACAAUACUCGGUUUCGUCCGGAUUACAUAAUGUACCUAUAGAUCAAGUUGGAACUAAGUCUCUGCAAAGAAACAUUCCACUGUCUUCCACAGCGGAACUGGCUAAUCCUAACAUGAUGGAAAAUGAUGUUAUUAAGCAGAAAAUCGAAAAGAAAGCAAAGGAUGGCAGCCCUAAAGUUUCUAAUUCUAUAUUAGAAAACAGCAAAGAUAUAUAUAUUUCUGAUUCACCACAGGCGAAAAGUCAUUUCAAAACCAGUUCAAAUACAUCCUCUAAGAAACCCGAGCAAACAGUUGUUGAAAAUAAUGAGCCGACAUCAAGUUCCUCUCUCCCUAAAUCUUUUAAAUCAAAUGCUAAAAUAACAUUUCCACUUUCCUCACAGUCGAUUAAAGACGCAAAAAUAAAUUCAGAUAUUACGAAAACAGACAUUAAAGCAGAUUUUAUCGAAACUAAAAAAUCAGAGACUGAGACAAGCAACACAAACUUUAAACAAGCACUCAGGUCAAAAACAACAAAGGAAUCACAAACAAAUGAACUUGAAAGCAUGAUUAAAGAGGCUCCUAAGCAUAUUUAUGCAACUUUCUUGCCCCCUAUCAUUGAAGAUCCUUCUUUGAAAGAGAAACAAACAUCUGAAAUAAUAGGAAAGAAAGAUAAAGAUUCAGAAGCACAAAAUAUUCGUUUAGUUGAAGAAAGCCCAGUCAUACCACAUGCACUACAAGAGAAUAAUAAAGAAGUAACAAACUUGGUUCAAACUCAACCUGAUGGUGUUUCAAUGAAUUCAGAAACUCCAAAAGCCCUCUCAGGUAUUCCUAUACCAGUAGUCGAAAAUGAAGUCACUACACCUGUUUUGAAACAAUCGGUAGAUACUACUACAUCGGCCACAGUGCAAAGUUUUGGCGAACAAAUAUCUCACGAUCCCUAUGUUCCUGUCGAAUUACCUGUCGAUGAAAGCAAGUCAAUUUUUCAGACCCCUACACCCUCUUUGGACACUGCAUCUGAACUAAAUACAAUACCUGAAGAAACAAAAGUAACCCCAAAUUUCCCCGAUGCCACCACUGUUAAUCAAGCAGGUAUAAAUAAUGUUGUUGAAGCCAAUCUUGACGAGUCUCCCUACAAAAGGCUGCCUUCGAAACAAACUGAUCAACUUCAAAAAGAAUCUCAGAAACAUAAUUCAAAUACAGAAAACAUAAUUUCUAAACCUAACGUCAUCCCACUCUUUCAACAAGAAACCAAAAACACGUUUUUCAAAGAUGUAAAUAAAACACCAAUUGACACUACCUCUAUCGAAAGUAAUUCAAUCAAAGAAUUACAACAAAAGGAGAGACCCAAUGCUGACGAAUCUGUUUCAAAAUCUAGGGAUAUUUCUGUAUUCAAUCAAAUAGGCAAACAUACAAACGCAGUUAACAAAAUGUUUCAUCAUAAUAAUGAUAUUUCUUUCGACAAAAAACAAAAAACUAACCAAGGUCAUCUGCUAUCCGCUUCUCAAGAGCUAUCUUCUAAUACUGUCAAUGUCUUUAAACCUUCGGCAAAAAAUAUUUUUGAUAAGCCUUUAUCAAAAUCCAUACCCGAUUUCGAGAAUUCAACAUUAACAAGUGUUACAGAAACAAACAAACAAUCUGCUUCACACAUUGAAGUACAUCAUGGUGGUGAAAACCAGUUUAUUCCACCGCCUCCCCCACCACCGCUAUCAUUCAGUACAACAGUUACAAAAACAAACGAACAACCGAUAUCACGGUCUGUAAGUAAUGUUGAGGAAAAUCAGUACAUUCCACCACCGCCAACCUCACCAAGAAAAACAGACAAUCUUCCAACCUUGUCCAAAGAGAACCCGAACAUUAAACUCUCCCUUCCAGGUGUGGUCAUUGAAUCAUCUUUUCUUGAUUCUAAAGUCACUGGAAAUGUGCAACAGGCACCACAAUCAAGUGUUGAGAAUACAGUAAAGGAAAUCCCCUCUGCAUCAACAAAAUCAAUUCAAAGCCAAGGCAGUGCAGUAGUAAUUUCAAAUCCUGCUCCGGUGCAGAAACAAAAUGAAAUUAAAAAGGCCAGUAAUGGUAAUAUCAAUAACUUAACAAUCAAACCAACCAAUAUUGUAGACAUAAAAAGUUCAUUUAAUGACAAAAACAUAAAUAGAAUUCUACCAAAACAUGAACACAUUUCUGAUCUACCUCCUCUACAAUUGCAUUUCAAUAAUCAACCAUCCAUGGUUAAGACACAUCAAAUAGCUUCUUCCUCUCAAAAACAGUCUAAUCAUAACACAGAAAAAGUAAAUAUCCCAAGCAAAUCAUUGCCUAAAUUUCAAAUUUCAAGGACAAACGUUGCUCAACCCUGGAAUAGGGCUAAAAAUCAAAGAGCUUCCUCAACAUUUGUAGUAUCUCAACCCAAACGACCUGAAACAGAAUUUAAUAGAUUGGGAAGCACGAGUUUAGAUAAGGCCGCCAUAUUAAGAAAACUUCUGGAAAUCAGGAGAAUGCGAGAACAACUAAUCGCAACUGGGAAAGUGAAUGAUAGGAGGCUCUCAGAUUUGAUUCCAAAGUCCAGGUCCUCAAUUUCCAAUACGAGACCUACUUCUAGACCACAACAGUCUUCUUCACUUUCACAAAAUACUGUAGUUUUCUGGGGCGAUAGUACUAAACCAUCACUUACAAAUCCAUUAGGGACUUCAAGGGCACAUCGACGAAAAAGGAGCCUAUUGAGUGGCCAUAUGAUCCCUGGAAACAUUAUGCCACACACAAAUAAUCAAAUAUAUAUAGACAUGCCCCUUCAUUCUCUAUCAUACGACAAAAAGCGAAGUAGCCGCGUUGAUUUGUUCGGUGGUUUGGGAUCUCCUUCUAUUGCACACUCACAUCCUGGACGAAGCAGAGCUGAUAUUGCUAAUCCAGGUUCUUUGUCGCUAGGCCCUGUUCACCCAAACACAUUUCAUGAUAGAGGAAUGACAAAACUAGAAAGAUUCUUUAGAAAGCCUGUAUAUUACACACCUCAGCCCCAAAUGCAAAAUAUUGCCGCAGUAGUGAAUAAAAUAUUUGCCCCAAGAAAAUCUUUUCAACAACAACAACUGUUUGCUGGUAAUUCACUUAGUACUUCUUUCUCAAAUAAGCCACACCAUAGACCUUUUCACCUGAAUGGAUCAGAAAGAAAAUCCCCAUAUGCUGCAAAACAGACAUUAUCUGGUCUUCCUAAAAAAAGAAAUUUUGUGGAGUCAGCACCUGUUAAACUAAGGACCUCUAACAGCCAUGGAGUUCGAAUUUCGGUUAGAAAUGAUGUCUCGGCAGGAUCACUUACACAUCAACAUAAUUCACUACGAAUCAGAAAUAAGAAGACCAUAGAUACAUCAUAUAUGGAUAAUUCCUUGUCAUUAGGACCUCCAAAACCUGACAGACCAAAAUAUCGAACAGUUCGGCGCAUCGUUAUAUUACCCCUUCGUGCCCCUACUCCAACUGUGCCAACGGUUCGAAAUACCAAACAAAACAAAGACAUGGGUCUCAAACCUAGUCAAUUAAACACUGAACAACAAAAAAGUCUGAAACAAAGUUCACAAACAGGCUACUUAACAAAAGCCAAGCCAGAGAUGAAACCAUACAAACACACUAGCGUCGAGUACAAAACUAUUCCGUUAAGCUCCAAGACUGAUGCACCCAAAGCGUCAAAAUCUGAAACACAUCAAAGCAAUAGUAAAACAGUAGAGCAAUCAAAAUCUCAAUACACAGAAAAUAAACUGACCUCAAUUACUAUGAGUCAACAUCAUAGUGGGACACAUGCACCAAAAUCACUUCAUACAGGAAAUAACUUGUCUUUAUCUCCGCCACAACACAAACAAAAAAUGAAAGAUUCGACUUCUUUCGUAAAGUUUGCAUUUUCCCUUAACAGUCCUACAUCACUGUUUAUGAAUAAUAUGGAAACACAAGCAACAAAUGUUUCACCUGUGAAAACGGGUUAUUCUGGCUCAAUUUCCGCAGCUCCAAAUAGUGUGCUGAGAGCAAGAGCUGGAAAAGACAAGGCAGGGCCGGUGUUAAGUGCUACUUCAUUUGUGGGUCAAAAGAGUUCUAAUAAUGGUAUUGUUUUUGAGGAAAUAGACCCGUUGUCUUUAACAAAUUUUAUCCUGGCUGCGAAUGAGGGUCCUUCCAGUGGCUUCAGUGGAGGUCCUGAAAUAUCAAUGUCGACAGCUCCUAUAAGACUGAGAGACAAUACUGUGGAAAAUAGCGUCGUGCUAGAAAUUCCAGAAAAGAAGGAUUUCAUUGGAACGAGCACUCAGAAAGAAAAGAAAAGUGAAAUCGUGGGUAAGGAAAACAAGAAACAGUAUGAUACCACAUUGGCUAAUCGCAUUCAAGAGAAGGAACACCAUCGACACACUGCCGUUAAACCCGUUUCUGAUAAAACAAAUCCGAAAACCAGUGCAAGCGUUUCUCCUUCACAUCACUUAAGAACUUCCCAAACCAGCCAUAGACCCAACCCAUAUACAUUUUCUUUGUCUGGAAUAUCUCUAAGUAGCCAUACUCACUCUCCAAAGACAACAGUGCCACAUUCUGUGAAGCCCACCAUUAAACCUACCCUCGGAGUUCCAGUUCUACAUGUAACCAACAAAGCAGCUCAACACACUUCAACUCAACAAACACAAAACAAACGAGAAUCUCUUAGUAAACAUCAAUCGAUGCAAAAUUCUCUUACAAAGCAAUCAUUAAUGGAAAAUUCUCGCCAUAAAUAUCGAUAUCCAGAAAUCAUAAACACUGAUCAUCAACAUACAGGCAAUUCACGUAUAAAAUAUCUACCUUUGAAAAACUCUCUCACUGGAUCUCAUAUGAAAUCAGAAAAUAAAUUUACAAAAUCCCCAUCUGGAGACUAUGUUCACCAUAGUCCAUCUCUUACCUCUUUUAAUCCAAGAAAGAGUACACAUGCCUACAAAACUGUGGGACACAAUUUUGACAUCAACGACAAAUUCACACCGAAGUACACUUACUUACCUCAUACUGGGCAUUCAUCAGUGAGUUACACUGCAACAACCACACCAAGUAGUCGCAUAGUAAUGUAUAACAUAACAACACCAAGUUGGCAACACAGAAAUUCUCUUUCUAAUCACGUAUCAGGAAAGAUAGGACAUUACAAAAUGCAGUCUUUUAUUGAAAAACAAACAAAUGGAUUAUCUUUCAGCGAACACAACCAGCUUCAAGGACAUCAAAAUCAAGUCGAUCGUUCAAGCCCAUCAGUUGGAAGGCAGUCAACAAAUACAAUUACUCAUUUCGAUCAACAGACAGGGCAUACUCUGCAACGUCCUGCACCCAAGGCAUCUCCACACAAUAUUGAGAACACAAUAAAUUACUCGAAAUCCUGGAACACUCAAAAAUCAUCAAACACAAUAGAUAACUCCAAGCAAUGGUCGAACAAAGAUUUAUUGGUAUCCAAACCACUGAAUGCUGAAAGGAAUUAUCAAAAUCACAUCUCCAAGAGGACUGGUAUGCAUGGAUUUGCUAUCUCCCGGCCAAUUAAUUCAGAACCAAAACACUCAUGGCAAAUCACUCGGCCUACCUCGAGUCCAGGUAUUCGCAUAAGUCAAAGGACCCCCGUGGAUCUAAAAAACACUAAAAUACAACAUGUAAUUAGAAAUAAAAUAUAUAAUGAAAGACAAUCUGGAUGGGCGACACCAAAUCCACUACAAACACUCAAAUCUAGUGCAAUGAAUAAAAUCCAUGCUACUUUACGCCAGCAAACAAAACCGGAUAUACGUUACAAGCAACACCUCCAGCACCCACAGGGCCAUAGAACUGUUAUAAAAACCCAGCAGCAUAGUCACAGUACAGCUGGGUCAACUCUACAGCAGCCGACACAAGCAGUUACACCACCAACUCCCAGACAUAGUCAUCGGACGACUUUGGGUGUGACUAAUCGCCCGCAUUUGCCGGUUACUCAAAAAUCUGCCGAAACGACGAAAGUUGCGUUCUUCUCAACGGGAACGGAGAGUUACGCUGUAAGUCCACAACUGCUGGCGAUUUUAAGACAGCUUCCUGUUGGGGAUCUUCCGGACCACAAGAAAAGGCGCUUAGAAAAAAUACUCAGGGUAGAAAAUGGACAACUUGAGGAGAAAUCACCAGAGCCAUUAUCAGACGUUAACGCUUUAAAUAACGCUAUUCAUGAGCAGAGUAUAAAGAACGGAAAGGCCAGGCAAUUCGAAGUAAGCCAUCAAAAACUAACUUCCAAUAAUCUACGUUAUGUUCAGCCAACAUUUAAUGGAGCAAACAAUGAAAACGUGAAAACAAGUCUUGGUGCUUUCUUUGCUUCAUGACAGUUUUGAAACUAUUUCUUCGUCACAGACAUUUUUUGAGGAAAACUGUGAUUAGCCUUUUGGGUAUUGGGUGUAAUGUUUAUUUAAAAAGCAAUCAUUAUGUAAUAUUACUGGUAUAUCAUAUUGUUUUAUUUGUAUUGUUUCCUGUUAUUCACGUGUGUUCAAGUUUUUCAUCAAAUAUUUUUAUUAUUGUCAUUUUAGGAUGUGCCUUGUACUGUUUCUGAA